GUAGCUGGAGAGCAGCCGGUGAAAAUGGUAACGUUCACUCUAACGUUCAUACGCCAUGGGGAGACUCAGUACAACAGAGACAAGCUCCUGCAAGGUCAGGGAGUGGACACGCCUCUGUCAGAAACAGGUGUGCAGCAGUCCAAAGCUGUGGGACGAUACCUUACAGACAUCAAGUUCUGCAAAGUCUUUGUUAGUAACCUGCAGCGAGCUGUGCAGACAGCGGAAAUAAUUCUGAGGAACAACACUCACUCUUCUGGUAUGGAGAUGAUUUUAGAGCCCUUACUCAGAGAACGGGGUUUUGGCGUGGCUGAAGGCCGUCACAAAGAGUAUCUGAGGAACAUGGCGAAAGCAGCUGGUCAGUCCUGUCGUGAUUUCACGCCGCCAGGAGGAGAAACUUUAGACCAGGUGAAGCAGAGGUUCAAAAAUUUCCUCCAAGUUCUUUUUAAACAAAUGCUGGACGAACAGGAAACGACCGGAGACGUCGCCUCCUCCAGUGACGGCCACCAGCGGGCCUCGGCCCACGUCCUGGUGGUGAGCCACGGCGCGUAUAUCCGGGUGGCCGUCAGGCACCUGCUGGAGGACUUAAGGUGCGUCCUGCCUGCAGGCGUGAAGAUGUCGCAGCUGCUUUCGCCGUGUCCCAACACGGGCGUCAGCCGCUUCGUUGUCACUCUGAGCCAGAGCGAGUCGGGUCCGCUGCUCUCUGCCGCCCGCUGCCUCUUCACCAACAGGAAGGAGCAUCUGGAAAACCUGCCGCCUCCUGAGUAGCAGAGAAGAAACGGAGAAGAUUGGGGCUUCCAUAAACAACAUCAAACUGUGUUUUCUCGAUAAUCGGCGUGUUUUACUGAUUACCAAUGAUGAGAAUCAUUUUAAAAGUUGCAUCUGUAGGGAAAAUCUCUCACUACAUUUAUAAACUUUUAUAAUUUAAUACCAAAGUUGAAUCUUUUUAUUUUGUCUUUGAGUACACAUGUUUCUAAUUCUACAUGUGCAACAAACUAUGAAGACUUGAAUCAUGGUAAGAUAUCCUGUAUAAAAGAUUGUAAAGACUCUGUGCUACACUUUAUUUGUGAUAUACUGUAUGUGCCUGUUCGUUUGCUGUAGAUCAGGGGUCUCAAACUCCAGUCCUCGAGGGCCGCC
Molecule: messenger RNA, 1134 nt
Organism: Xiphophorus maculatus (southern platyfish)
Lineage: Eukaryota; Metazoa; Chordata; Actinopteri; Cyprinodontiformes; Poeciliidae
Gene: tigarb
Product: fructose-2,6-bisphosphatase TIGAR B
Exons: 6
Coding region: 25-765 (246 amino acids)
Biological process (GO): regulation of pentose-phosphate shunt; negative regulation of glycolytic process; positive regulation of DNA repair
Cellular component (GO): cytosol
Molecular function (GO): fructose-2,6-bisphosphate 2-phosphatase activity
Source: RefSeq, a predicted model, not a curated record